Varanus komodoensis (Komodo dragon) is the source of this 2208-nucleotide messenger RNA. RefSeq names its product low molecular weight neuronal intermediate filament-like. The coding region runs from base 1 to 1449 and encodes 482 amino acids. The record is from RefSeq and is a predicted model, not a curated record. NCBI's taxonomy places the organism in Eukaryota, Metazoa, Chordata, Lepidosauria, Squamata, Varanidae. The transcript is spliced from 9 exons.
AUGCUUCGCCAGAGCUUGGGCCUCGUGGCUCUGGGGCCCACGGCCACGCCUGGCCGCGUCGGAGGGCACCAGGCGGGGAAGGCCGCAUCCCCCCCCCAGAGCAGCAAGCGCUGUGCUGAGGAUUCGCACGGCUCAGUCCCCCGGUCCCCCGCUGCCGCCUACCGUGAACCCCGGCUCAGCCGCCUCUGCCCAGGGGAAGGCCCAGGCCCUGAGGUAGCCGCCAGCCACCUGGAAGACGCCCUCCACAUGAUCCACGGCAGUGUGGCAGGCAGAAGUGCCUCUCCGUCUCAGGCCGGCCGGCCCCGGGCCCCGAGCCGACCGCACAGCAGCUCUCCAGGAGACAAAGAGGAGCCACACCCGGUGGAGACGUGGAGUGAGAAAGCAGCUGUGCUCAGCAGAGAGAACCAAACUGCCGCAAGGCAGGAGAACGACGAACUCGCCCAAGUCUGGAACAGGGCGCAGUUUCUGUGCUAUCGAGGAACUGGCUACAUCUUCCUGGGCCACCGGGCCGUGACUGGCCUCCGGAUGGGCCGGGGCUGCAGUUUCCAGGAGCGCGAGGAUGCUCUGCUGCAGGCGCAGCGCCGCGACGAGGCCGAGCGGGCGCUGCGCGAGGCGCGCCGGGACGCGGACCGCGCCGCCCUAGCGCGCCUCGACCUGGAGAAGCGGGUGGAGGCGCUGCUGGACGAGAUCGCCUUCCUGCGCCAGGUCCACGACGAGGAGGUGGCCGAGCUGCGCGCCGAGCUGCGGGAGGCGCAGGUCUCCGUGGAGAUCGACGUCAGCAAGCCCGACCUCACCGCUGCCCUGAAGGAAAUCCGCACGCAGUACGAGGUGCUCUCCGCCCGCAACCAGCAGUCGGCCGAGGAGUGGUACAAAUCCAAGUUCGCCAACUUCACGGAGGAGGCGGCCCGCAGCAGCGACAGCAUCCGCCAGGCCAAGGAGGAGAUCUCCGAGUAUCGCCGGCAGCUGCAGGCCAAGGCCAUCGAGAUCGAGGCCCUGCGCAGCACCAGCGAGUCCCUGGAGAGGCAGCUGCAGGAGGCAGAGGAGCGGAGCCGCGAGGAGAUCCAGAGCCUGCAGGAGACGAUCAGCCAGCUAGAAAGCGCCCUGCGGACGACCAAGGGGGAGAUGGCCCGCCACCUGCGCGAGUACCAGGACCUGCUGAACGUGAAGAUGGCGCUGGACAUCGAGAUAGCGGCGUACAGAAAGUUGCUCGAAGGAGAAGAGACCCGCCUGGGCACAGUGAGCAGCGGCCUGACUCUUGGCCUCAGCUACCCCUUCUCCUCCAGCCCCCUCUCCGGCUUCAAGGGCUUCUCGGCGGCCACGGUGACCCUCGGGAAGGGUGAGAAGGGGGAGCCACGGCAGGACGGCGCCAAGGACUCGGUGGAUUUGCGGGCGGCCAGCGAGGACGAGUCUGGGGAUGAGAAGCCGACCCCAGCCGUCCCCAAAAACUAAUCCUGCCCAGAGCCUCCUGCCUUCUGGGCGUUCCCUGCCAGGAAGAUCGGCUGCUGUCGGCCAGCCUUCCCCACCCUGGCAGUGUGCUGGAUUACAAAUCCCAUCGCCCCUACCCUGGCCAGGGAGGGUGGGAGCCAUUGUCUAGCACGGCUGCGGGAACCACGUGUAGGCUUCUCAGGCAGGGGGUGGUCUCGGGAGACCCCCCCCCCCGAAUUCAGCCGCUGGGCACGCUUGCCCCGGCUCCUGUGUACCUGAUUCCCGUGCCUGCACGUGCUGAGCGGGGCUGUUGCCGGUGAACCUGUGGGGGGCAGUGCCCCUGCCUGAGAACCCUUCACGUGAAAUGCGGCCCGUCACGCACUCCAGGCCCUGGGGCCCCGUCCUCUGCCCCGGCCCGGUUUUCCCCUCUAGUCCCUCGUCUUGUCCAGACGGGAACCGGAGGCUUUGCCUCACUGGGUGGUGACCUCAAGCCCCGUCCUCGGAGACGGAAAGGCACGUAAUGUGCUGAGCUUACUUGUUCCCGGAGUGCUGAGCCUCGGGUUUUUCCCUGUCCCGAAUUUGUGACUUUAAAGUGCGAGGCAUGCGCGGCAGGCGGUGGGCCCAGAUGGAGGCGGGGGCUCUGGGGCUUCCGGCAGCAGCCUGGCCGCCCCUCCUUGCCUCCACAGGGCUUCCAGCACCCCGGAAAAGCUGUCCAUGUGUCGGGGACCCUGUGGAACGCGGGGGGGGGGGGGGGACAGAGCCGCAGGGCAUGGGAUUCCUGAA